Molecule: messenger RNA, 372 nt
Organism: Symbiodinium sp. CCMP2456
Lineage: Eukaryota; Dinophyceae; Suessiales; Symbiodiniaceae
Source: the annotation of a GenBank genome assembly
AUGCUGCAAGGGACGGCUCGGCCACGUGUCUGUGGUCUUCAGACGUGCUCGAGCCGAAGCACCUCCCUCAACACACUUGAAAGUCACGCAGAGCACACGCAGUAUGCUUGUCAAGGGGUCUGUGGCCAGCGUAACAAGGAUGGGGAGGCCAAGAACUGUGAGUCAUCACGUGACUCUCUUGAAAGCUCAUUCAUCCUCCCCCUUGUCAGAACCUUCAUUGAAGGAACUUCACACAUGCCGUGCGCCACUUGGCUUGAGCCAACAUGUAACGAGCCGGCAGAACACUCCCAAGCAACUGCUGAAACUGCACGGUUCCUGCUGCUACCGACACUGCCAUGCACGUGUUGUCGAAGUACUACGAUGCAUAGCUGA